GUAAAACGGCGACGACAACGGUAACGUUGAAGACGAACACGACGACGAAAGCGGUAACAAGAACCACGACUACCGACAAUUACUUGCGAUCUGUUGUGUGAUAGUGGCGGUAUCGCUGGAAGGAGUAGCAACAGCAUCAAAUAGCAACAACCUCAAAUCCCAUCGUCGUCGUCAAUUAGUGCGACGAGGUGCAGUGUGUGUGCGCGAUUCGAGUGCGAGUGGGCGAGAUAGUGCGAAUAGUGUGUGUAAGGGAAAGCUAGAGCGAGAUAGCAGGAGAGUACUAUCGGCGACCCGUUGGUGCAUAUCUUUCUAGUGCAAGUGCAAGUGCAGCGAAAGUGGACAUACGCGAACCGUCAAACGACGGGGCGAAAAAGUUCGGCCAAAUUAACGCAGCUAUUGCGACGACGACAACAGCGCCGGCUGGCAGCGAUCGAAUAAUUUUCACGUGCAACAUGCAGCAACCGCGAUACAGUCCGGCACCGCCGCCCCCGGUCACGAUACGUCCGCAGAUGGCACCGAGACACCAGACAGUACCGAACGGAAGCACCACAGCCGCGCCUCGUAGCGCCUAUCCUGGAGCACCUCCGCCUGCACCGGCCACACUAAAGGGUGCCCAGCGACCCGCUAUGACUAGUCCGGCCAGUGGCAUUCCCGGUGCACCGUACAGAGGCGCCUGGACGCAGGGCUACGCCCCGACACAGGCAACCUACCGAUACACUGCACCGCAGACCUAUGCAUAUACACCACACACUACGACCCAGUACGGACAGCGUGUGCCGACCGCAGCGUCGCCCAGCAACACGAACUCAAGCAGCUCGUCGAACACGGGCUCGCAGAGCGGCACCCUGAGCACGAGCCUGAGCAACACGACCAACACAAACAACACGAUGGGUCCUAGCAACACGCCCCAGCAGACGGAGCAGCUGUCCAAAACGAACCUCUACAUUCGCGGCCUGCAGCAGGGCACGACCGACAAGGAUCUUGUCAACAUGUGUGCACAGUAUGGGAACAUCAUCUCAACAAAGGCAAUAUUAGAUAAAACAACAAACAAGUGUAAAGGAUACGGAUUUGUUGACUUCGAGUCGCCGUCGUGUGCCGAGGGUGCCGUCAAAGGGCUUCAAGCGAAGGGCAUCCAAGCUCAGAUGGCCAAAGUGGGUAUCUGGGUGCUACAUAGGCCGGCCAUUCAACAGGAGCAGGAUCCAACCAACUUGUACAUCGCGAAUCUUCCCUUGAACUACAAAGAAACGGACGUUGAGAAUCUGCUGUCCAAGUACGGUCAGGUCAUCUCGACUCGAAUUCUGCGCGAUCAGAACGCACAGUCGAAAGGUGUCGGAUUCGCUCGAAUGGAAUCGCGGGACAAGUGCGAGCAGAUCAUUCAGAUUUUCAAUGGCACCCAGCUGCCAGGCGCCAAGGAACCGCUGCUGGUGAAGUUCGCUGACGGUGGCUCGAAGAAGAAGAAUCCAUUCAAGAGCCCGGACCCGAACACGCGAACCUGGCGCGAAGGAACCGAGGGCAUCCCGGUGACCUACGAUCCGAACAUGCAGCAGAACGGCAUCGGCGUCAACGUUGGCACGCACAUCAACAUGCCGUACAGAGGGUUCAGCACUCCGCAGGUGGGCGGUUAUGCCGUGCCCGGUUCCCAGUGGGUGCCCAGCUACAUGAUGACCCAGGCGAUUGCACCGGUCGAAGAGCAGCAAUACGUUCAGGUGCCCGCUUCGCAUCUGAGCGUUGGCACCCCGUACAAGACGGACGGUGUGACGCCAGUGCAGCCACGUGGCGUCUCGAUGAUCAUGUCCAGUGAUAAUCCAGCCACCGUGCAGUACGGCAUGGUGCCACAGUUGGCCACACUGCAGAUUGGUUCUUCGCCGAUCCUGUCUCUCCCGCAACAGCAGUACAUCAGCCCAUCCUAUCCGUACUAUCCGACCCACCCGACGUCGGUGAUCCACACGCUGCAGAUGAACGACACGGAACAGGCCAGCACGGCCGCCUCGCCGGACGAAGCCUACACCACGCAGUAUCAGCACGCUCCGAAGUAGAUCUACUACAUCCGGGGGUCGCACCCAGAGAGAGAGCCUGCCCUCCCGUAGCCAAGACACACAGCCACAUACACCCACACCCAUACACAUCCAAACACACACACACACACGCGCACCACUAUCUGCAGGACUAAGAGGAUGAGAGAGCAGGGUCGACAACAAGGACGAUAAUGAUGACGAUGACAACAACGACGAGGGACGACAACGGACGGACGACUACAGCGUGGGCAACCAAUCCGGAAAACACCGAGUAUCCCCCCUUCCCUCAAACAGGGAGCAACACGAAAGCAUCUUUCCGCUCACCAGCAGGACACGUGGAAGCCCACUACCAUCAGAUGAUCGGGUGGAUGAACGGCAGGGGCAUGAAAGCAUCGAUUCCAGGAAAUUGCAAUAAGAUAACUGGGGUAACAGCAGAGGACAGCUAUGGAGAAUAGCGACACAUCACGACGAAACGAACGCGAAGAUUAGUGUAAUAUGAUUCGAAUGUGGGGUUCUGUCUCUCGAUCGGCUGGGAUGCCAUUAUGGUGUAGAUGGGAUGCAGGAUGCGCCAAAGCCUCCAAACGACGAUCACAAGCGAUCAGCUGUGCAAUUUUGAAAGAGCGCAUACUGAGCAACAAAACGGAUUCAUACGGUUACAUUAUUGUAAGGGAAAACACUGCAUACACACCAACAAACCAGCCACAUCCGCACUUACACAAUUUUGCACAUGAAAUGAACGCCAUAAGCAACGCGUGGAAAGCAUGAUGCGAAGAUCGAGCGCUGGCGGUAGGAACUUUCUACACCGUUGCUUUCCUUCCCGAAGGUAGGCCAAAUAAAUUAAGAUACCUCAAACGAAUGGAGAGUACGGCGAGAGCUGACACAAGCUGCUGCUAAACGGUGUGCCGUAACACGAAAGGCGCGAAAAUGUUGCCGCGAUUUACAAAUGAAAAAUACGUACGAACGAAUGAAAUCAUAGCGAGUUUAACAAACUGCAGCUGCAAGCCGCAGGCGAAACGAUAGACGAACCUCAACCACUAACUCAAUAUCCACAAGCAGACACAGUUUGUGAUCGCUAGGAGCACGAACGACUGAUGAAACACCUGUCUUGGUUUAGCUGUGUGUGGCGAAACGAGUAACACCCCUCCUGUACGCUGUACGGAAGGGAUGCGCAAUGGUCAACAUUUGAUAACGCGUCCAGCCAGGGAAAUAUUGCAAGAAAAACCUGUUCUCGUAAUGUCCUUGUACGAAUGGUGGUGUGGUAACUCUCCACCAUUCCUUUUGCUCCUCAAGGGACAUUUUAUUCGACAAACAGGAACAGUUUUUGUUGCCACAUUAUGGGAGACGCAAUCAGUAUGAAAAUCAUUCGAAUGGAUUGUAAAUUGACAUAGUAUUUUUUUUCUUGUUUUUUAGUUUUGUUUAUAAAGACUAAAAGGAUACCUGAUCCUGCCACAUGGAGUAAUUUGCAACCGAGCAGUUCAGUGAUUGUUCGGUGGUUGCAAAGUAACUGUUUGUCACCGUAAAAUUUGCAUUAUAUCAAAAACGAUCAUCCAAAGAACGGAAAUUCGACUGUUUCGUGGUGAAAUAAUAGAAUCCCACACUAGCCUAUCGCUCUCCUGGGAAAUAUUUUGAUCCCCAGCUCUCCCAGCGAUGGACGCGUGUUAGCAAAGAAUGUUAAACCUCUGCUGAACCGUAAUCUCUUAAGAGAGUGCACUAGAUAAACACAAAAUGACGAUUGGCUUCCGGUUGCCCACGAUAAACAAACGAAUAAUUGCCUGCGGUGCGACUUUAGAAUACCCAUUCUUUCUAUUAUUUUUCCUCUUGGAUUGGUCUCCUCCUCUCGGAUGUGUCGCUCGAUUUUAGUAGAGUUAAUUUUAAUUUAUUGUUUUCCUUGUUUUUUUUCUUCGGAAAAUGUUUUUGUCUUUGUUAAUUUAAAACGAAACGUGAAGGUGAAGUUUAGCGGAAUAGUGUAAGACACAAUGGGAAGGGAAUUUGUAGCCAGGGGGAAUUUAAAGUGAUGUUUGAAGAGAAGGAAUCAACCCUAGGGUACGCGAGGAUCAACGGUAUUGCGCCGGUGCGCAAUAUGCGAUUAUCUGCGUGGAAGAUGAAGCAAAAAAAAAAAGCUAGUUUAUAUUUUAGUUAUGAAAAACGAAUGAUUUAUCUGAAGAAUCCCACGAUCA
Molecule: messenger RNA, 4192 nt
Organism: Anopheles nili
Lineage: Eukaryota; Metazoa; Arthropoda; Insecta; Diptera; Culicidae
Gene: shep
Product: protein alan shepard
Exons: 11
Coding region: 453-2036 (527 amino acids)
Cellular component (GO): ribonucleoprotein complex; cytosol; nucleus
Molecular function (GO): poly(U) RNA binding; mRNA 3'-UTR binding; poly(A) binding
Source: RefSeq, a predicted model, not a curated record